This is a messenger RNA of Impatiens glandulifera, 2046 nucleotides long. Its product is annotated as D-3-phosphoglycerate dehydrogenase 1, chloroplastic-like. Gene Ontology annotation, molecular function: phosphoglycerate dehydrogenase activity; NAD binding. The transcript is spliced from 4 exons. Gene Ontology annotation, cellular component: chloroplast stroma. Gene Ontology annotation, biological process: L-serine biosynthetic process. The record is from RefSeq and is a predicted model, not a curated record. NCBI's taxonomy places the organism in Eukaryota, Viridiplantae, Streptophyta, Magnoliopsida, Ericales, Balsaminaceae. The coding region runs from base 38 to 1831 and encodes 597 amino acids.
AGCAAUAUUCGUGGAAAAGAAGAAAAAAGGCAUUUCAAUGGCGGCUGCCUCCUCCAGCAUUCUCUCAACUCCCAGUGCAGGAAAGCUAACUCCAUCAUCUCUCUCAUGGAAGCUUCCCAUCCAUUCCUCCUUCGGAGUCGUCUCUCUUCCCCGCAGAAACCGUGCCACUCCACUCUUCGUCGUCGUUUCAAUGGAUGGCAAACCGACUGUUCUCGUUGCUGAGAAACUCGGCGAAGCUGGUCUCAAACUCUUGAAAGAUGUCGCAAAUGUCGAUUGCUCUUACAAUUUAACUCCUGAAGAGCUCUGUACUAAGAUCUCGCUUUGUGACGCCUUGAUUGUACGUAGCGCGACUAAGGUUUCUCGUGAGGUGUUUGAAGCAUCUGGAGGGAGGUUGAAGGUUGUCGGACGCGCUGGCGUUGGGAUCGAUAAUGUAGAUCUGUCGGCUGCGACUGAACAUGGAUGUCUUGUUGUUAAUGCGCCGACGGCUAAUACUGUUGCUGCUGCUGAACACGGGAUCGCGCUUCUUACGGCUAUGUCGAGGAAUAUUGCUCAAGCUGAUGCUUCUGUUAAAGCUGGGAAAUGGCUGAGAAGCAAAUAUGUGGGUGUUUCUCUUGUUGGGAAAACACUUGCUGUGAUGGGAUUUGGAAAGGUUGGUUCUGAAGUUGCUAGAAGAGCUAAGGGACUCGGUAUGCAUAUCAUUGCACACGACCCAUAUGCACCUGCAGAUCGUGCCCGUGCGAUUGGAGUGGAGCUGGUGAGCUUCGACGAAGCAUUGGCGACAGCUGAUUUCAUCUCGCUUCACAUGCCACUCACCCCGACUACGUCGAAGAUUCUGAACGACGAUACUUUUGCGAAGAUGAAGAGGGGAGUUAGGAUUAUUAAUGUUGCUCGUGGUGGUGUUAUUGAUGAAGAUGCUUUAGUUCGAGCACUUGAUAGUGGCAUUGUUGCUCAGGCUGCGCUGGAUGUUUUCGUGGUAGAGCCACCUCCGAAGGAGAGUAAGUUGGUGCAACAUGAAAAUGUAACUGCAACACCUCAUCUUGGUGCCAGCACCAUGGAAGCUCAGGAAGGGGUUGCAAUUGAAAUUGCUGAAGCUGUUGUUGGAGCUUUAAGGGGUGAGCUUGCUUCUACUGCUGUCAAUGCUCCAAUGGUUCCCUCUGAGGUCCUGGCCGAGCUAAAACCAUUUAUAGAGCUAGCAGAGAAGCUAGGAAGACUAGCAGUCCAGCUCGUAGCAGGUGGAAGCGGCAUAAAGGAUGUAAAGGUCUCCUAUGCAUCAGCCCGCGCACCAGAUGAUCUCGACACUCGAGUCCUCCGAGCGAUGAUAACCAAAGGUCUAAUUGAGCCAAUCUCAAGUGCAUUUGUAAACUUAGUAAACGCUGAUUUCACCUCAAAACAAAGAGGUAUCCGAAUAACAGAAGAACGAAUAGUUCUUGACGGUUCCCCAGAAAGGCCAUUGGAAUUCAUCAGGGUCCAGAUCGCGAACGUGGAAUCGAAAUUCGCUAGUGCCAUAUCAGAUUCAGGGGAGAUUAAAGUGGAAGGAAGGGUUAAAGAUGGUGUAGCGCAUUUGACUAGAGUUGGUUCGUUUGAAGUUGAUGUGAGUUUAGAAGGUAGUAUUAUUCUUUGUAGGCAGGUUGAUCAGCCCGGUAUGAUUGGGAAAGUCGGGAGCGUUUUGGGUGCAGAGAAUGUGAAUGUUAGUUUCAUGAGCGUCGGUAGGAUUGCUCCGAGGAAGCAGGCGGUUAUGGCGAUUGGAGUCGAUGAGCAGCCGAGUAACGAGAGUUUGAAGAAGAUUGGGGAUAUUCCGGCUGUUGAAGAGUUUGUGUUCCUUAAGUUGUGAUUUCGCCUUUCUUUAUCCUCAGUUUUGGUUCAAGAGUUUGUGUUCCUCAACCUCAAUAAUUAUUUUCCUUUUGUUCUUGUUCUUGUUUUUGUUGUAAUGUAUUGUUCUAUUUGUAAUUUGCCCCCAUAAGUGUUUUGGUGGGAUUAUCAUUUGGUGAUGUUGGAUUUCUAUGAACUUAUUUUCAUUAAGUUGAGAAGAUUGCCAUAUGUUUCAUA